Molecule: messenger RNA, 1214 nt
Organism: Hymenoscyphus albidus
Lineage: Eukaryota; Fungi; Ascomycota; Leotiomycetes; Helotiales; Helotiaceae
Source: the annotation of a GenBank genome assembly
AUGCCCCAUUUCAAAGCCUUAGCUUAUACGAAAUCCGGGAUUCAGAUGCCACAAUGUUCUGGGAUUUUCACAAUAACAACCAAGAAGGAACGCAUGAAUCAAUGCACCUCUUUUCUGACCGAGGGACCUCUAAUUCGUUGCGACAUACGAACGCCUUUUCUGGACAUACAUAUAAGUUUACACAGCCCGAUGGCUCAUUCAGAUAAGUUUACACAGCCCGAUGGCUCAUUCAGAUACGUCAAGAUCCACCUCAAGACAGAUCAAGGAACACGUAAUUUUAGUGGAGCCGAGGCAACGAAAGUAGCUGGAGAGGCCCCAGAUUACAAUGUGAAAGACCUUUUUGAGGCCAUUGAAAAAAAGAAUCUACCUACCUGGACAGCAUAUUUGCAGGUUAUGGAACCGAAAGACGCCGAAACAUAUCGAUGGAAUAUAUUUGAUAUGACAAAAGUCUGGCCCCAUGCAGACUAUCCUCUAAUUCCAUUUGGCAAACUGGAAUUGAAUAGAAAUGUAAGUUGGAAAACUGCUCACACUAACUGAAAAGAAUAACACUGACUUUAAACCAGCCACAAAAUUACUUCCAGGACAUUGAGCAAGCUGCUUUCUCUCCGUCAACCAUGGUCCCAGGUAUCGAAGCAUCUGCAGACCCCAUGUUGCAAGCGAGAAUGUUUUCAUAUCCAGACGCUCAAAGAUAUCGACUUGGGGUGAACUAUCAGCAACUACCGCCUAAUUAUCCUCGCUCUCCAGUCUAUUCGCCCUUUCAGCGAGAUGGUGCCUCAAACUAUAGAGGAAAUUAUGGUCCUGACCCUAACUAUGUACGGACAAGUCUGCGAUCAGCAAAAUAUGGGGAGUCGAGUAAAGCUCAUGAUGAAUGGAUUGGGAAAGUUACGGUAUAUUCCACAGAGAUCCAAGAUGAUGAUUUUGUACAAGCGAGAGGGAUGUGGGAGGUCUUUGGGAAAACAGGGCAGCAAGAGGCUUUUGUAAGCAAUGUGGCCGCACAUCUGUCAGGUGCUAUUGCUAGAGUGCGAAGACAGGCUGUGGAAGUAUUCGCAAAGGUCGAUGCAGAUCUGGCUGAGAGAAUAGAAAAGGCCAUGGAGGGUUGAAAUUUGCAGACGUGCCUUGAACAUGGUUCAAGAUACAGUAGAGUUACAUUCAGGAGUAAUAUAGAACCAGGUAUUCUUUAAUGAAAUAAGGAAAAUUCCUUCAACGCGUAAGAA